AUGAAGAUCUGCACCUUCUCCAUUCUCUGUGUGCUAGCUAGCAGCCUGGCAAACGCAGGUGUUAUCACCAACUUCGACGAACUAGCACGGCGGGCAGAGAAAAAACCUCAGGACAAAUUAGAAUUCGACCAACAAACCGAGUCAUUCAAGAAAACCGGUACAUGUCGACUUUACGAUGCAACCGGCGAUUCUGAAAAACGCAAAUCCAGCCCCGAUAUCUGCGAAGCAACUUGUGGAAAUCUGUCCGACAAAGUCCGAGACACCAACGCAACAGCUUCCAUGUCCUGCAGUUCUCUUGGCGCAGAAGCGAAGGAACGUCUUUGGCAACUCGACCCAGAUGGCGAUAAAUGGUCUCCAGGCGGCUGUCUAUGCCAGAUUCCACUUGCGGAAUUCAUAAUUGACACCGUGGCUGCGGCCCUACCACUAAUCGAUGAUGUUUUGUGUGUUGGCCUUACAACUGCGCUUCGAGAAACCAUGUUGUUGGCAGCAAACUUCAUUCCUAAUGUCGGGCCAACUGCUUCAGCAGGAUUAAGAAUCGCAGUUCAAACUGCAAAGACAGUGGCUGAUUAUGGUGGAACGGCGGCAGAUUAUAUGAAGUGGUUUAGCACUCCAUGUGGAGAAGGUACUGAGGAUAUCCAGGCCAAAGCGGAUGAAGCCUUCAACUUGAUGAGUUAUCUUCCCGAUGAGCUGGAACAAGCUUUAAGUUUGUGUCCUAUAGACAAGAAAUCGAAGUCGAGGAAGAAUGGAGAUCCCCCGCAACCUGGCGGUAGAAAGAAUGAUCAGCCUUCCGAAGAUAACAAGCCGACAAGUAAUCCACCGCCUCCAUCGAGCAAUCAACCUCCAGCACCAAGCUCAAACCCAGUUCCUUCACAGAAUUCGAAUCAACCUCCAUCCAGUCAGGCACCAGCCUCCAGCGUGGCUGCCAGUCCAUCAAGUCAAGCAUCACCUGCAUCGUCCGCAAGUCAACUAGCCAGUCCCUCAUCAACUGCAACUCCUCCUCCGAUAAACAACGCCCCUCCACCCGCACCCAUAGACCAAAACCGCCGGACCAGAAAACAACCAACUUCAAAAGCAAGCAGUACCGCCUCGAGCGCUUCAGCAGCAACAGCUACAACAGAGGCCGCCGAACCUGAAGAGUCUGAAGGACCGGUACCUCCUUGUGGUGAUUUAUCUGGUGCACAAGAUGUAGGUGAGAAAGUUCUCGAUGGCGCAGAUGUAUCGGGUUGUGCGGCUUCUACGACGGAGGCUGUGACUGGAGAGUCAGAAGCUGUGGCCACAGAGGCGGCGACGUUGACAGGGGAGUUGGAAGAAGAGGCUACCGACGCUGCUACCACUGAAGUUGACGAAUCUGCUGCAACUGAAGCUCCUACGACAACAGAGCUGAAAGAGGAAGCUCAGGAAACAGAAAUGGCUAUGGCCGAUACGGAGGAAGAAGCUACAAUGACAGAGGAAGAAGAAGAUACUCGAGCCACUGAAACGGGAGAGGAAGAAGUUUCAUCUACUACCACUGAAGAGGAAAGUGCGAGUACAGCUGAUCCUGAAGAGAAUAGCGAAACCGAGACCGCGGAGGAAGAGGAACUCGUUGCCUCAAUUGAGGACUCGGACGUAGAAAGUGGGAUGACUUCUGCUGAUACUGAAGCGAACGAGGUUGAUGUUGCGAAAAGAUGA
This is a messenger RNA of Glarea lozoyensis ATCC 20868, 1668 nucleotides long. RefSeq lists its product as uncharacterized. The transcript has a single exon. Lineage: Eukaryota; Fungi; Ascomycota; Leotiomycetes; Helotiales; Helotiaceae. Bases 1 to 1668 code for a protein of 555 amino acids. The record is from RefSeq and is a predicted model, not a curated record.